AUGUCGCUUCGUAACGCCAUGCUCUUCGAUAGAGCUCUCCUCCAAUACCCGAGAGAUCACUUCCCACUUCCCGGCCGAACACAUCCCGCCGUAGCUCGACACCAGCAGUGCCUUCUCCGUAUAUAUAACCUCCCACCUCCCACAAAACCCCCGACUCUCCCAAAUCUUCCAAUUUCCUCCCCCGUCUCCCAAUUUUCCAGGGGACAACUACGGACACCCGACAUUACUCUUCGUGACGCCGGGCUGGCCCCGACAAAUCAGGUGCACGUCGCGGGUCGAGUCGUCAAACUUGUCGGUGCAGGACCAGCAGUCGAUGUUGGAGUCGGAGACGCGGAUGGGGAACCCCUGGAUGUGGAUGGUGCGGUCGCCCUGGUCGCACGUGCAGGUGCCGUGCCACUCCGGGUUGAUGGCGCUGCAGAUGCCCAGCAGCUGCGGGCACUCGCAGUUGUCGAGCGGGUUGCCGUAGAUGGUCGUCACGCCGAGCCGGAUGUAGUGCUCGCCCAGUUGGCACUCGCCGCGGCCGCAGUUGACGUCCUCGGUCACGGUCAGGCAACCGAUCCCGUCGAAGGCGGUGGUUAG
This is a messenger RNA of Fonsecaea pedrosoi CBS 271.37, 579 nucleotides long. RefSeq lists its product as uncharacterized. The transcript has a single exon. The coding region runs from base 1 to 579 and encodes 192 amino acids. Lineage: Eukaryota; Fungi; Ascomycota; Eurotiomycetes; Chaetothyriales; Herpotrichiellaceae. The record is from RefSeq and is a predicted model, not a curated record.